AUGGUAUCAUCGAUUAGAACACCUGAGGCUUGCACAACGUUUAUAUUCAAAGGGCUUUUGUCACAGGCGUCCUUUAACCUGAAAAAUCAGGAUGACCACUCGAAGACUGUUGAUAUGAUUGGACCCCCAGAUCCUGUCUCUAAUCUGAGACCAAUUGCCUUUGCAGAGUCUCGUAAUGAAACGAAAAUUGAAAAACAGUACAGGGAAGCGAGAGAAUCCACUCAUGAGUGGAAUCAUAAAUUCUGGAGUGAACACAAUGCCCGAUUCAUCUCGGAACGUAAAGAAUUCCAAAAUAAACUGAAGGCUGAGGGGAAGGAGUCAGUGACUGCAGAUGAAAUGUCAGUCUUCUAUAAACAAUUUCUAGAUAAUAAUUGGAAAAAUCAUGUGAAUUACAACUACUCCUGGUACAAGCGGAAUGUGAAAAUUCUAUUCCUGGAAAUAAGAGUGAGAUUAUCGAAAAUGAAGUUCAAGUGA
Fopius arisanus is the source of this 474-nucleotide messenger RNA. It is a transcript of the gene Coa8, whose product is annotated as Cytochrome c oxidase assembly factor 8. Bases 1 to 474 code for a protein of 157 amino acids. Gene Ontology annotation, biological process: intrinsic apoptotic signaling pathway. NCBI's taxonomy places the organism in Eukaryota, Metazoa, Arthropoda, Insecta, Hymenoptera, Braconidae. The transcript has 3 exons. Gene Ontology annotation, cellular component: mitochondrion. The record is from RefSeq and is a predicted model, not a curated record.